Molecule: messenger RNA, 535 nt
Organism: Schistosoma mattheei
Lineage: Eukaryota; Metazoa; Platyhelminthes; Trematoda; Strigeidida; Schistosomatidae
Source: the annotation of a GenBank genome assembly
GAAGUUGAUGACAACGACGACAAUGAAUAAACCAAAACCUAUUGAUAUAACAAAUACUUUAAUAUCAUAUAAUGUGAAUGCAAUCAGUAGCACAUCUGAUAUGAUGAAUAAAUCUACUACACAAUCAAAUCGUAUAGGUACAGGCAUACCUUUAGCUUUAAUCACACCACCAACUAUUCAACACCAAUCAUAUGAACAGAACAGUGUUUUCAAUAACAAUAGCAACUCUCUAUAUCAUCAUUCGAAUAAUAAUGUUGAACAGUUACAAUCAACUAUUUUAUCUAAUUCAAUUAUUCCAUUCACUAGUAGUAAUAGUUGUAACUCAUUAAAUUCUAUACCACUUUAUCCAGCAAUGUCUAACGUGAUGAGACCUGUUCAACAACAAGCUGUUCCAAAUGCAAUUACAUAUCAAUUAUUCCCGACAACAUCAAUUACAAUGCCAACAACAAUGCUUAAUCAAAAUAUAUCAAAUUCUAGUAGUCUAAUAAAACCAUUAUCCAAAUGUGACAUAGAUGAUUUAUUAAGCUGACAACGA